GCGACUGUAUGCCGGCCUCAUGAAUGGAGUUUCCAAGUAUAAAUAUCGCUUGCCUAUAAGCUCUUGUAAAGAUGGGAACUGACCCGGCGCGCUAACUCUGAUAGGAAGUGGCGUGUGUGGGUGGGUGUGUUCUCUGGCAGGUUCUUUCUUGAUGCCUUUCAUUCAUGUCUCGUCAUCUCCCUACCUUCAUCCUCUAUACUACAAGUAUGCAGCGACCUGGUGAGACGUUGACUUCUGUGGCAUGAGCAGUGUUCGCUCUCCUGAUCUGCUAAUCUUCGCGUAUUGAGCGACGCUCAUCAACCACGUUGCCUUCAUUUCUACAAAGUGAUCAUGAAUAAGACAGCAUUAUCCAAAUGUACUCCAACAGCUUCUGGAGGACGGCAGAAAGUAGUUGAUCUGCAUAGCUUCGUGGAUGGCUUGACUUCAUACCAGAUUCGAGACCUCGUUGACAUUUUGAAGUGCGAUAGAUUUCGGUUUCACCGCGACAUUAUCGGUGACCUUCCGGUAGAGCUUGUGAUUAUGAUCUUUUCUUACUUGGAUCCAAUCGCGCCUUUCCUGUAUCAACGCGUGUCCAAACGAUGGUAUUGUGUGCUCUCGUCUGCGCAGGUUCUGGAUGCAUCUCUGUCACUAUGGUAUUCACCAGACGAUCCUCCGCUUUUUGGUGAGACUAUGGGUCUCCAUGAAACUAAAAAGAUGGAGCUGUAUGCCAGACUUGAGCAUAUUCAACGCUUUCGAACUGGCUGGCAUGCUUCAUCGAUGAUUAUAGACACCGUGAUGCUCAAUAAAGGGCAGAACAAAGAGCUAUUGGCUCUUAAUAGCAGGUUUUUGGCCUGGGUUGACGGCAACCACGAUGUAAUAAUUCUCAACCUUUAUACCAGGGAGCGCUACAAUCAUGCGACCCCUGGACGAACGCAGUCCCGCCUAACAAUGUCUGAAGACUUAUUGCUCAUGUUACAACAUGGUAGAACUCACUAUGUCCUCGAUCUUAAUACCAGGGGAGUCUACCACUUAACGCUUCCUUCCAAUAAUAUAUCUGCUUUGAGUCUAUCUGGACGAACAAUUGCUUUCAUGAUGCACCCUGCCUAUAGAGGGGGAGCGAGGACCAUCAUAAUUUGGGAAUCCAGCAAUCAAAAACUGUCAUCAUUAACUCUUCUAAACGAUCGUCCAACUACUUGUUCGUCGAUUACUGAUCCCAUGGAAUGUAUCAUGUCGCCUGCUGCGAUUCAUUUCAUUGGCAAGACUCGAACUAUACUAACAGCGUGGAAAGGUCAUGAUAGAAACACUGUAGUUUUGGGUGUGAAAAGAUACACAAUAGAAGGAGUUUUACUCGAGGAGGAAGAUAUCGAAUACCUGAGUCUUGACGACCUGAAGUCAGGGCCCAUCGAAUGGCCUAAGGUCAUGUCCGAACUGGAAAUUGACAUAACAUGCAUGUCUUCGUUCGCUGGCAGAGUCAAUGUGAAAGUCGACUGGAAGUUUCACGAUCCGUACGUUACCCGGGAUUCGCCAGACUGGAUCCAAAUAGGACAGACGUGUACAUACGAGUACGCCAACAAACAUUUAACAACGCUGUCAAGGGGCUUCACGCUGCCUUCAAGUGGUCAAAUCAUAAUGAGUCUCGGAUGCAAGGGUUUCGACUUGUUUAGGACCAGCUCAGGGAUAAUAUACUUGACGGGCAGUAUAAAUGGCAAAGUUAGACGCAUGUGGCGAGAUAGCAGUCAUAUUUCUACGAACAUGAACGACCUGCACACUUUCAAAGACGUCAACGCGCUCCGUCCACAUGAGUGGUACAGUCGCGACGAAGAUCUUUGCCGUGGAACAUUUCUCUGGAAUGACCGCUUUCUUGUUCAUGCAGACACUAGUAUCUUUGUCUGGGCCUUCGAUCCUCACUGUAUGCUUGUGAGCGAUGAGGAGGAGGAGCAUACAGCGGGUUGAGUCAAUCGAAGCUAUUCAUGCUCGAGCAGCCUGCUCGUGCUCCUAUGACCGAUCCCCUGUGAAACUUGGAGUGCAUGUGUAAAACGAACACAUAGGCUUAGCUUGGAUAUCUGCGAUAGAAGGUCGCAAUUGAAAGCCUCGAAACUCCAGAUAUAGGAUAUUCCGGCGUGAUUAGGAGAUCAGAUCAUUACAGGCAGGGCUGCAAGGAAGACCUCUGAUUGGCCGUCACAACACAAAUCGCAGUUCAAUUCGCACGAAUUAUCAAAUGUGUGUUCG
Messenger RNA from Pseudovirgaria hyperparasitica, 2208 nucleotides. RefSeq lists its product as uncharacterized. The coding region runs from base 331 to 1932 and encodes 533 amino acids. The record is from RefSeq and is a predicted model, not a curated record. Gene Ontology annotation, molecular function: protein binding. Lineage: Eukaryota; Fungi; Ascomycota; Dothideomycetes; Acrospermales; Acrospermaceae. The transcript is spliced from 3 exons.